AUAGAUUACUUACUUUACCGUGACUUAUUAAUGAUCAUUGAUAUGCCUUAAAAUGCACCAAUUAAGUUUCUCUUUCUUUGUGUUUUACUUUCUGGAGUUCAAUAUCAUAAAUGCAAACGAAAUAAAAAUAACCCUACCGCCUAUCACAUGUUACACUAAUGGAUUGGAGAACAUCAAGGUUAAUCCAGAACAUAGUUAUAAAAUCGUCUACAAUGGUGGAAAAAUUGCUAAGUCCUGUGCUUUAGUGGGGUUUUUCGGAUUUGCUGAUGACAAGGACUUCAGGGAUUAUACAUAUCAACAAUGUGUCAGUAUGGAAGUAUUUGACAUCGACUGUGGGUCUACUGACGUCAGCUUACAGUACAGAAUAAGAACAGGACAAUCUGUAGUUAGGCACUUGAAAUUAAGUGCAUGCAGACAUUUAGAGUAGAUUAUGUGAAU
Molecule: messenger RNA, 438 nt
Organism: Mytilus trossulus (common blue mussel)
Lineage: Eukaryota; Metazoa; Mollusca; Bivalvia; Mytilida; Mytilidae
Exons: 2
Coding region: 53-427 (124 amino acids)
Source: RefSeq, a predicted model, not a curated record